UUCCGUGGAAGUGCCAACCCCCUCGCAUCGUGUCCCUGCAGCAGCUGCACCCGGCGUUAGCUUCAUUGCCCUUGCUUCCCGACAAUUCUAGCAUGCUCUCGUUGGCUGCGUCUCAACUGUGGGAAGCCGCGCUGCAUAUGCGAGUAUUGUUCAAUGGCCGUUUAACAUCUCUAAUCUGGCUAGCAGGGGCGGGCGAGUGGGACCCUCGGGCCGUCCAAAGAUUUCCCUCCUUCUUCCCGAUGUGCUUCUUACUUUCGCCUACGGAGUACAACAAAUGUAUCGUAGUAUUUCAACCGACCCUGUCUAUCCCGUUGUUAGGACACCUACGAGUAAUGAAUCGGACGGAAAUACCUCUUCCCAAAGCGAGAAACAAAUUCGACACCUAGCAAUAGGGACGUGAUUGGUUCAGACAAAGUC
Xylona heveae TC161 is the source of this 417-nucleotide messenger RNA. RefSeq lists its product as hypothetical. Bases 93 to 386 code for a protein of 97 amino acids. The record is from RefSeq and is a predicted model, not a curated record. Lineage: Eukaryota; Fungi; Ascomycota; Xylonomycetes; Xylonales; Xylonaceae. The transcript has a single exon.